Molecule: messenger RNA, 1166 nt
Organism: Brassica napus (rape)
Lineage: Eukaryota; Viridiplantae; Streptophyta; Magnoliopsida; Brassicales; Brassicaceae
Product: ESCRT-related protein CHMP1B
Exons: 2
Coding region: 305-916 (203 amino acids)
Biological process (GO): protein transport; endosome transport via multivesicular body sorting pathway; late endosome to vacuole transport
Cellular component (GO): multivesicular body; ESCRT III complex
Source: RefSeq, a predicted model, not a curated record
AUGCAAUUGCAAGCUACAUCAUGAGGAUCAAAUGUUAAACCGGGAACUACCAACAAUCACUAGAUUGAACCAGCCAAGUCCGAUCUGAAAUAGGAAAACCAAAGUUGACUCCAACAUUAUAAUUGACUUUUUUCAGGGACCCACUUUAAUAUUAGAUUCCUUCUUCUUCUUCUUCUUCAUCGUCAUCAUAUCUCUUCUUCUACGAAACAACAAUCGUAAAACAAACGCGUCGUGAUCUUUUCCCCCAAAUUCAAAUAAAACCCUAAUCCUCAGUUUUGGGAAUUCGAUCUGAAUCGAUUUCAACAUGGGCAACACAGACAAGCUGAUGAAUCAGAUAUUCGAUCUCAAAUUCACGUCGAAGUCUCUGCAGAGGCAGUCAAGGAAGUGCGAGAAGGAAGAGAAGGCGGAGAAACUCAAGGUGAAGAAGGCGAUCGAGAAGGGGAACAUGGAUGGUGCUCGGAUCUACGCCGAGAACGCCAUUCGCAAACGCAGCGAGCAGAUGAACUACCUCCGCCUCGCUUCUCGCCUCGACGCCGUUGUUGCCCGCUUAGACACUCAGGCCAAGAUGGCCACUAUCACCAAAUCCAUGACUAACAUCGUCAAGUCCCUCGAGUCUUCCCUCGCCACAGGCAAUCUACAGAAGAUGUCAGAGACGAUGGAUUCAUUUGAGAAGCAGUUUGUGAAUAUGGAGGUCCAAGCUGAGUUCAUGGAGAACGCCAUGGCUGGUUCUACAUCCUUGUCCACUCCAGAAGGCGACGUCAACAACCUGAUGCAGCAGGUAGCAGAUGAUUACGGUCUUGAAGUCUCUGUUGGACUGCCUCAGGCUGCUGGCCAUGCCAUUCCUACUGCAACAGAGGAGAAAGUUGAUGAGGAUGAUUUGUCCAGGAGGCUUGCAGAGCUCAAGGCCAGAGGUUGAACCAUGCUUGGACUAUCUGCCACUUAGGACGAGUUCCUUAUCGAAAUAUUACAGCUAUUAUCUGCGAACAUUGACGCAUUUGUGUAUAUUGCUCACUUUGAGACAUGCUUUGUUUACUAACUUUAUAUAAAACCUUCGUGUGUGCUUUGUUUUUAUCAUUUCAAUGAUAUGAGUUUGUGCAACAAAAAAGUAACAUCCUUAUUCGCAGAGUUCAGUGUUACAUCUAUACAUAAAUAUUCUAUUCUAUGUA